Molecule: messenger RNA, 1002 nt
Organism: Electrophorus electricus (electric eel)
Lineage: Eukaryota; Metazoa; Chordata; Actinopteri; Gymnotiformes; Gymnotidae
Gene: ap4s1
Product: adaptor related protein complex 4 subunit sigma 1
Biological process (GO): protein transport
Source: RefSeq, a predicted model, not a curated record
AUGGCUGAACGAGCGAUUAGUUGAUAAAGUCAGCUGGCUGCAUUUGUAGUAACUCCCUUUGGUUUUCCAAAGGUUAAGGCAAUGCUAUCGUGUCAGGAGAGCUACAUAACAAGAAGAUCUAAUACUAUUCUCACAUGCAUGGUAGUGACUUCUCUUUCAAGUUAUGAUCAAAUUCCUUCUGAUGAUUAACAAGCAGGGACAGACUCGCCUGUCAAAGUAUUACGAUCAUGUAGACGUUGGAAAGAGGGCUGCUUUGGAGGCGAAUGUGGUCAAGUGCUGUCUGUUCCGUAAGAAGGAGGAGUGCUCCUUUGUAGAGUACAAGGACUACAAACUGGUAUAUCGACAGUAUGCUGCUCUUUUUAUUGUAGUGGGCAUCACUGAUGAUGAAAAUGAGCUUUCUAUUUAUGAACUUGUACACAACUUUAUUGAAGUGCUUGACAAGUACUUCAAUCGUGUGAGUGAACUGGAUAUAAUGUUCAAUUUGGAUAAGGUGCACAUAAUGCUUGAUGAAAUGAUUCUAAAUGGAUGCAUUGUGGAGACCAACAAGAAUCGCAUACUGGCACCACUGCUGGCCUUAGACAAAAUGGCAGAAAGUUGACACAGCCAAAGCCAAAAAUGUGAUUUAAAAAAAGCAAUUAUAAGCCUGGUAUUCCUAUGUAUAGCCUUUAACAGUGGCAUGACAUUUUCUAAUAUUGGCCUGUAUGUGGUAGUGGAGAUAAAAUUGCUAAUGAGUUUUAUGGAUGACAUGAUGACCCUAUAACGUCAGUUUGCACUACAAAACUAAAUGUUUAUAGUUUAGACCAUGUUUACAGUGCAUGAAACUAAACGUUUACCUGCUUGCUUAAUGAUUUACUGGUUAGGCCUGAAAUACAAGUAUAAUGACCUCGUAGAUACCACAUCCAACACAACUCUUCAUAAUUUGCAAACUUUUUAAUGAUUAUUUCUGGAGCAUACACAUUUGAAAAUAUUUGUUUACUUUAAACUGCAACUUGAGUUAAAUAA